Pipistrellus nathusii (Nathusius's pipistrelle) is the source of this 2829-nucleotide messenger RNA. The record is from the annotation of a GenBank genome assembly. NCBI's taxonomy places the organism in Eukaryota, Metazoa, Chordata, Mammalia, Chiroptera, Vespertilionidae.
AUGUCCCGCCGCAAGCAGGGCAACCCGCAGCACUUGUCCCAGCGGGAGCUCAUCACCCCUGAGGCUGACCAUGUGGAGGCUGCCAUCCUCGAAGAAGACGAGGGUCUGGACAUAGAGGAGCCCAGCGGCCUGGGGCUGCUGGUGGGCGGCCCGGACCCCGACCUGCUGACCUGCGGACAGUGCCAGAUGAACUUCCCGCUGGGGGACAUCCUGGUGUUCAUCGAGCACAAGCGGAAGCAGUGCGGCCUGGGCGUCUGCUACGACAGGGGCCUGGACAAGGGCAGCCCGCCGCCCGCCGCGCGCCCCGAGCUCAGGAGGGUGUCCGAGCCGGUGGAGAUCGGCAUCCAGGUCACGCCCGACGAAGAUGACCACCUGCUCUCGCCCACGAAAGGCAUUUGCCCCAAGCAGGAGAACAUGGCAGGGCCGUGCAGGCCUGCCCAGCUGCCCGCGAUGGCCCCCAUAGCUGCCUCCUCCUCCCACCCUCACGCAUCCGUCAUCACCUCACCUCUGCGCGCCCUGGGCGCUCUGCCCUGCUUCCCCCUGCCGUGCUGCAGCGUGCGCCCGGGCUCGGGCGACGGGACUCAGGGCGAGGGGCACGCGGAGGCUCCCUUUGGAUGUCAGUGUCAGUUGUCAGGUAAGGACGAGCCCUCCAGCUACAUUUGCACAACAUGCAAGCAGCCCUUCACCAGCGCGUGGUUCCUGCUGCAGCACGCGCAGAACACGCACGGCUUCCGCAUCUACCUGGAGCCCGGGCCGGCCAGCAGCUCGCUCACGCCGCGCCUCACCAUCCCGCCGCCGCUGGGGCCCGAGGCCGUGGCGCAGUCGCCGCUCAUGAACUUCCUGGGCGACAGCAGCCCCUUCAGCCUGCUGCGCAUGGCGGGCCCGCUGCUGCGGGACCACCCGGGCUUCGGCCACGAGGGCCGCCUGCCCGGCACGCCGCCGCUCUUCAGCCCGCCGCCGCCGCCGCGCCACCCGCUGGACCCGCACCGCCUCGGCGCCGCCGCCGAGGAGAUGGGGCUGGUGGCCCAGCACCCCAGUGCCUUCGACCGAGUCAUGCGCCUCAACCCCAUGGCCAUCGACUCGCCCGCCAUGGACUUCUCGCGGCGGCUCCGCGAGCUGGCGGGCAACAGCUCCACGCCGCCGCCGCCGCCGCCGCCGCCCGUGUCCCCCGGCCGCGGGAACCCCAUGCACCGGCUCCUGAACCCCUUCCAGCCCGGCCCCAAGUCCCCGUUCCUGAGCACCCCGCCGCUGCCGCCCAUGCCCCCCGGGGCCGGCACGCCGCCGCCGCUACCGCCGCCGCACGCCAAGAGCAAGUCGUGCGAGUUCUGCGGCAAGACCUUCAAGUUCCAGAGCAACCUGAUCGUGCACCGGCGCAGCCACACGGGCGAGAAGCCCUACAAGUGCCAGCUGUGCGACCACGCGUGCUCGCAGGCCAGCAAGCUCAAGCGCCACAUGAAGACGCACCUGCACAAGGCGGGCUCGCUGGCCGGCGGCCGCUCCGACGACGGGCUGUCGGCCGCCAGCUCCCCGGAGCCCGGCACCAGCGAGCUGGCGGGCGGCGGCGGCGAGGGCCUCCAGGCGGGCGGCGUUGGCGGCGGCGGCGACUUCCGCCACCACCACCACGGCAGCGACCCGUCGUCGUCGCUGGGCCACGACCCCGAGGAGGAGGAGGAGGAGGAGGAAGAGGAGGAGGAGGAGGAGCUGCUGCUGGAGAACGAGAGCCGGCCCGAGUCGAGCUUCAGCAUGGACUCGGAGCUGAGCCGCAGCCACCGGGAGAACGGCGGCGGCGGCGGCGGCGGCGGGCUGGUGGCCGGGGUGCCCGGCGGCCUGGGCGGCCUGGGCGGCGCGGCCAAGGCGCUGGCCGACGAGAAGGCGCUGGUGCUGGGCAAGGUCAUGGAGAACGCGGGCCUGGGCGCGCUGCCGCCGCCCUACGGCGACCUGCUGGCCGACAAGCCCAAGCGCGGCGGCGGCGGCUUCCUGAAGCGCGCGGCGGCGGCGGGCGACCCGGGCGACGAGGACGACGACGACGCGGGCGGCUGCGGGGACGCGGGGGGCCCCGGGGGCGCGGUGAACGGGCGCGGCGUGGGCGUGGGCGGCGGCUUCGUGCCGGGCGGCGGCGCCGAGCCCUUCCCGGGCCUGUUCCCGCGCAAGCCGCCGCCGCUGCCGCUGCCCAGCCCGGGGCUGCACGGCGCGGCGGCCAAGCGCAUCAAGGUGGAGAAGGACCUGGAGCUGCCGCCCGCCGCGCUCAUCCCCUCCGAGAACGUGUACUCGCAGUGGCUCGUGGGCUACGCGGCGUCGCGCCACUUCAUGAAGGACCCCUUCCUGGGCUUCACGGACGCGCGCCAGUCGCCCUUCGCCACGUCGUCCGAGCACUCGUCCGAGAACGGCAGCCUGCGCUUCUCCACGCCGCCCGGCGACCUGCUGGACGGCGGGCUGUCCGGGCGCAGCGGCACGGCCAGCGGCGGCAGCACGCCGCACCUGGGCGGGCCCGGGCCCGGCCGGCCGAGCUCCAAGGAGGGCCGGCGCAGCGACACGUGCGAGUACUGCGGCAAGGUGUUCAAGAACUGCAGCAACCUCACGGUGCACCGGCGCAGCCACACCGGCGAGCGGCCUUACAAGUGCGAGCUGUGCAACUACGCGUGCGCGCAGAGCAGCAAGCUCACGCGCCACAUGAAGACGCACGGGCAGAUCGGCAAGGAGGUGUACCGCUGCGACAUCUGCCAGAUGCCCUUCAGCGUCUACAGCACCCUGGAGAAACACAUGAAGAAGUGGCACGGCGAGCACCUGCUGACCAACGACGUCAAGAUCGAGCAGGCCGAGAGGAGCUAA